Molecule: messenger RNA, 1180 nt
Organism: Linderina pennispora
Lineage: Eukaryota; Fungi; Kickxellomycota; Kickxellomycetes; Kickxellales; Kickxellaceae
Exons: 1
Coding region: 365-1180 (271 amino acids)
Source: RefSeq, a predicted model, not a curated record
AUCAUUUUCUCCACUGUCAUCGGCCUCUUCCCCUUUUUACUCUCUCGUCUGCUGCCGUUACCGGGCUCACAAUAAAAAGGGCGCAAAGUCCACGUCGGGAUUGCUUGCACCUUUGCCCCAGAGUCGAGAUACAUACACAUCACACGCACCCUUUUUUUAUUCCUCUCCUCUAUUUGUUUGCUUCCACUCCCAUUUCACGCCUUACCCUGUACUUCUAUUUGGUACAUUCUAGUGCGUCUGUUGCAUAGAAUUCAUUUGAUAUCUUUCAUAAAGGUGCGGUUCUCCGGCUGCCUGGAAUUCUCCGACCCGCCCUUUCAUACAAUCUAUCCCUCUUAUCUCGUAUAUAUUACCCAGGUACUCCCAUAUGACAGACAUGGCCUACCGCAAAAGGUCACUCGACCUCUCAAUGGCGGACGAUUCGGUCAACCCGCAGCGCACCAAUGCUGCCCUUCCACCCAUUCGAAGCAUACCUGAAUUCAACAGUGCUGUAUCAAGCGGUGCCACCAACCACAUGGACCGGAGCUAUGUGCCAUCUGGGCCACAGCCUCCACAGGCUGGCAUCACGCAACAACAGCAGCAACAGCAUCAGCAGCAACAGUCCUUCAGCCAUCCGCUUUCCAGCCCAGGCCCCACCACUUCGUCAUCAACACACCCGCGACCAUUCACCAGCCCAGGCCAGCCGCUGCCCUCUGCUUAUCAGCAACAACAGAAACAGCAACAGCAGCAGCAGCCACUACUGAGCUCCAGUAUCCGGUACCACAACCAGCAGCACCAGCACCAGCCAGGAGCGUUCCGCGAGCCGGCCGACCUUGCUCCGACGGUACGCGCAUCGCCAAUGUCAUCAUCACAUUCGGGAAACUCGCCCCAUGCCCGGCCAUCCAGCACAGUCCACAAUAGCAGCAUGUUGGAUGAUGGAACGACAAGCGCAGGCGAGACAAUCAAGGUGGCGAGGAACUGGAGUCGUGAGGAGACUCUGUCUCUUGUGCGGGCGAUUGGCCGCCACUACGAUUCGCUUAAGCGCUGUAAAACAAACCAGGAGCGCAGCAAUGUGUGGCAUACAAUCCACAAGGAGCACUCCAGCCAGUUUCCAGGCAGGUCAAAGAAAGCCUCGCAGGUAUGUAUCCCAAACAACAUCAUUGAUCAGCAGAAGAAAGAGAAACAGGCCAUCAGCUUCCGUUGA